This is a messenger RNA of Austrofundulus limnaeus, 1051 nucleotides long. It is a transcript of the gene smim12, whose product is annotated as small integral membrane protein 12. NCBI's taxonomy places the organism in Eukaryota, Metazoa, Chordata, Actinopteri, Cyprinodontiformes, Rivulidae. The coding region runs from base 123 to 398 and encodes 91 amino acids. The transcript is spliced from 2 exons. The record is from RefSeq and is a predicted model, not a curated record.
AAACCGUGAAUGUGAUCAACCAAUCACGUUUAAACUUGAUGGCGAAUAACGGAAGUUACGUCACCACAGUACCAACGUGCUGCUAACAAUCAAGCACUUGGACACUAAAGUGGUGUGCAGUCAUGUGGCCUGUAGUGUGGACCGCAUUGCGGACCUACGCGCCUUACGUCACCUUCCCCGUGGCCUUCAUGGUGGGAGCAGUGGGCUACCACCUGGAGUGGUUCAUCAGGGGGACGCCCAAACCCCGAGAGGACGAGAGGGGCAUCUUGGAGCUGAGGGAGGAAAGAAAGCUGCAGGAACAAGUCGGGCAGGACGGCACUCAGGUGCUCAGCCUGAAGGAGAAGCUGGAGUUCACGCCUAAAGCUGCUCUCAACAGAAACCGACCUGAGAAGAGCUAACUCGUGUCAGGUCGACAGACUCGUGGUUGCAGUUUUUUCACCUUUAAAGAUGGCACUCUGGGGUCAAAGAGGGGUGAACUGGAGGACAAAACCACCUUUUCUUCUAUUCGCUGCAGCUACAUGUGACUUCCUAAAAGCCUGAACCUGAGCUGAACAGCAGAGAGGAGCUGGAGCAGAAUUUAAAAUAUUCUUCAAAGCAGUUUUCUGUCACAUUGAACCAUCUACCAGUAUUGUACACAAGCUUCAAGCACGGGUUCAUCAAUGAAACACACCACUUUAAUCAUAACACCGUAUUUAUUGAACUUUCUGCUUUGAUCUUAUGACAUACUGUUUCUGCAAGCACAAACAAACAUUUUAUUCACAUCAGGUUGUGACAAAAUGACCCAGAUUCUAAUGUGACUUUCAAGUUCUGAAGGUGCUGCACUGUUUCGAUGUCGAUGAAAAAACAGCUUUUUCUUCUUUAUUACUGUCAAUGAGAUGAGCCAAAAUAAGUCUGAUAGUUUUGGAGGUUACUGCACUGUUUGGCAGAAUGUUUGGACUGUGCUCAUAGCACUAACAUUUUAGAAAGUCUGGAUCUUUAACACACACAAAUAUCCAUAUUCUGACUUGUGGAAAUAGUAAUGAAUAAAACAAAACAUGUUUUUAAGCUGAAA